Molecule: messenger RNA, 363 nt
Organism: Microthlaspi erraticum
Lineage: Eukaryota; Viridiplantae; Streptophyta; Magnoliopsida; Brassicales; Brassicaceae
Source: the annotation of a GenBank genome assembly
AUGAAAUUAGGACUUGAAAUUAAAUCAGGACUUGAGAGAGCAUUAAGUGGAGAAUUAAAGAAAGCAACAAAAUUAGAAGAAGCAGAGACACUCCCCUCCUACUUCGUCUUCGUCUUCGUCGUCAUCUUUGUUCCAGCUCUCAUCUCCGAAGACGAAUUACUGAAUUUCAAGAAUUGCUGCAAAAUCGCGUCAAUAAGCUGCGUUUCCGUUCGAUUCCUACUUCAGAAGCUCCAAUACUUGAGAAUCGGCGGAUCCAUACUCAGCUUCUGGCAAGUGUUGCGGUUUUGGAGCUCCUGGACUUGGAGUUGUUUGAUUUUUCUAGCUCCUAUUGUGACUGAUUUGAUAUUUGUGAUGAUAUCAUAA